This is a messenger RNA of Perca fluviatilis (European perch), 1726 nucleotides long. It is a transcript of the gene plaub, whose product is annotated as plasminogen activator, urokinase b. Lineage: Eukaryota; Metazoa; Chordata; Actinopteri; Perciformes; Percidae. Gene Ontology annotation, biological process: plasminogen activation; regulation of cell adhesion mediated by integrin. Bases 101 to 1588 code for a protein of 495 amino acids. The record is from RefSeq and is a predicted model, not a curated record. Gene Ontology annotation, molecular function: serine-type endopeptidase activity. The transcript has 11 exons.
CAUUUUAAAGCACAUUUUUCUGGAUAAAGAGGUUUCUGGAUUGUGUUUGGCUCCAUGUCUGAACUGGAGGGGCUGAGACUGGUGGUGAAACAGAGACUCGAUGCGGCUGCUGAGGAGAUUUUUGGGCUGUUUGAGAAAACUAGAGCAGAUUACGAGGAGCAACUUUCUCGUUUUAAAGAAGCUGAACAACGACACAAACUACUGGACGAUGUUUUCAACCCUAAAGUUCAGCUACACAGAUCAGGGUUUAUUGAAAGAGAAAAGAAGGCAGAGAUUCCCCGCUCUCUCUUUCUACCACUCCUCUUCGUCCUCUUCGUCUUCGUACUCCUCCUCCUUUGAAAGUUCAGGAGGGAUCUGUGGUAACGGAGGCCGCUCCGUCCCAUCCUUGACUUCUGGUGAACACAUGUUCUGUUUGUGUGCUGAUGGUUUCGAGGGGAGACACUGUGAAACAGUGAAAGGAUCUCACUGCUACCGGAGCACGGGACGGUACUACAGAGGUACAGAGUCAAAGUCAGAGAGUGGACGAACAUGUGAGGAGUGGGAUUCGGACACUAGGGAGCGGUUCAUGUCUUCUGAUGUCCUUUCAGGGAGACACAACUACUGCAGAAAUCCUAACUACAAACGGCGUCCGUGGUGUUAUGUGUGGAAGAACCAUCAGCUGGUGUGGGAGUAUUGUAAUAUUCCUCGUUGUGUCUUGGAGUCGUUUCCAGCACUGCCCUCGCCCUCGCCUGCACCCACUGAGCCACAGCCAGCUGCAGAGUCGACGUGUGGCCAGCGCUCCAGGAGAAAACAGAUGAAGAUCGUGGGUGGAACAGUUGCCACUGUGGAAUCCCACCCGUGGGUUGCUGCCAUAUUUUGGCACGGCAAAUCAAAGGAGAAGGUUUUCCGCUGCGGAGGAAGUCUGAUCUCAGCCUGCUGGGUCCUCACCGCUGCCCACUGCUUCCCUGACGGCUCCCGCGCCAAACACCAUCGCUUCUCCGUCAGCCUGGGGAAAAAUGUGAGGAACGAGACCGACCUCGCUGUGGAGCAAACCUUCAGUGUGGAGGAAAUCGUCCUCCAUGACGGCUUCGACAACCGGGAAGGGGACUUCAACAACGACAUCGCUCUGCUGAAGCUGAAGGCCAAACAUGGGAAGUGUGCCGAGGAGAGCGACUCGGUGAGGAGUGUCUGUCUGCCGCCGCCUCGGCAGAACCUCCAACCUGGAGUCAGCUGUGAGAUCGCUGGCUACGGGAAAGAGCAACAGGGUUUGUGGUACAAGUCUCAGUUCCUCCGAGAGGCUCGGGUGAACCUGCUCGCUGAUGAUGUGUGUCGACAUGAGGACUAUUAUGGAAACAUGAUCAGCGAUAACAUGUUUUGUGCCGGUCGUCCCGACUGGAGCCAGGAUGCCUGCGAGGGAGACUCCGGAGGGCCUCUGGUUUGCCAGGGCGGCAGCAGGCUCUUCCUGUUUGGAGUCAUCAGCUGGGGCGACGGCUGCGCCAAGGAGAACAAACCGGGCGUUUACACCAAAGUGACCAAUUAUAACGGAUGGAUAGAAGAGAAGACGGGGCUGUCGUCCAUCACUGCCGGCUCCAUGUUUCCUCAGAAGUGAAGCUGAGAACGUGAACCCUAACUGCAGCUGUUUUCUUAAAGGAUAAAGCUGCAAUAUGUUAUAGUUCUCUUAACAAAUCCCAUGAAAAGAUCAAAACCAAAAAUGAAUCCUACUAACAACCAUUAUCUGUGUAUCUAA